Trifolium pratense (red clover) is the source of this 1526-nucleotide messenger RNA. Its product is annotated as transmembrane protein 120 homolog. Gene Ontology annotation, cellular component: membrane. The coding region runs from base 240 to 1316 and encodes 358 amino acids. The record is from RefSeq and is a predicted model, not a curated record. The transcript has 9 exons. Lineage: Eukaryota; Viridiplantae; Streptophyta; Magnoliopsida; Fabales; Fabaceae.
AUCCCUCACUCACUCACCCUACAGCCUACAAUACAAUACAAUCAUCGAAUCCAAAAUUUAUGUGGGCGAAAAACAAAACCAAUUAUUAAUUAUUAUUAUUAUUAUAAUUAUUAUUAAGGGAAAAAGAAUAGAAUAGAGUGAUCGAUUAGAUUUGAUUUGGUGCGUUGUUGUUGUUAUUGCGUAUGGUGAAUGAGUGAGUAUUGAAGAAGAAGAAGAAGAAGAAGAAGAAGAAGAAAAUAAUGGAAGAUUCAAGAGGAGAAGAAGAGAAGAUUGAAGAAUCAGUGGGUAGCGUAUUGGAAGAAGCAAAAGAGCUUCAAGAUUCAAUCUCAGCUCACAUCUCUAAAACUAAUAGCGACGAACAGCCACUUCGACAAAGAUCCCUUCGUCUCGACUCUAAAAUUCAUUCACUUCGUUCUUCUCUCGAUUCUCUCCUUUCAAAUAAACUCAUCAAUCCAUCACUUGCCGAUAAGUUAGAUGAAGAUUUACAAAGAGCCAGAUGUAUCAUUGUUGAUGGAGAUGCUUCUUCUCUCCUUCCAGGACAUGCUCAGGGUAAGUUUCUCAGAAUGUUUUUGGGUCCUAUUAAUGUUCGUGCCUCUCGCAAAGAUGUUCAGCUCAAGGUCAAAGAGGAAUACAACAGUUACAGGGAUAGAACUGCUCUGCUAUUCCUGAUUUUUCCGGCAGCACUUCUUAUUCUAAGAUCUUGGCUUUGGGAGGGAUGCUUGCCGGCUUUCCCAGUACAGAUUUACCAGGCCUGGCUGCUAUUUCUUUACACUGGUUUGGCAUUGCGAGAGAACAUAUUGAGAGUAAAUGGAAGUGAUAUUCGUCCAUGGUGGAUAUACCAUCAUUAUUGUGCCAUGAUAAUGGCCCUUGUGAGUCUCACUUGGGAAAUAAAAGGACAACCAGACUGUGCAAAAAAGCAGAGAGGUGUACAACUUUUCCUACAGUGGGCUAUGAUGCAAGGAGUCGCAAUGCUUUUGCAAAAUAGAUAUCAACGGCAAAGACUUUAUACUCGUAUUGCAUUGGGAAAGGCUAAGAGGAUGGAUGUUGUAUGGGGAGAAACAGCUGGUGUGGACGGCCAACUGUGGUUGCUGUGUCCCAUACUUUUCAUAUUGCAGGGAUUUGAGGCAUAUGUUGGACUAUUGUUGCUCAAAACUGCAUUUGUUGGGGUGGUUUCUGAAUGGCAGGUAAUAUUUUGCGGUCUCCUGUUGGUCAUAAUGGCCAUUGGGAACUUUCAAAAUACUGUACAGACUCUGAUGGUAAAGUCAAGAUUUAAGGCAAAGAUGAGAAGAACCAGGAGCAAGCAGAGUCUGAAUUAGCAAGUUGCGACUUCUUGAGCUUUUGAUAGGAUCAGGAUUUUUUUUUUUGCUCACUUUUAAGUUUUGACCACUGUGCAUGUCUAGUGAUAAUUUUUGGUUUUGUUGUAGCAUCAAACAUUUAAUGCGUCUAAAACGUAAAUUUGGAUUCUGAUUUUUUUUUCUUGACAAAAGGAUUCUGAUAUUUAUAAGCAUAUUGUUUUACAAGUUCUA